Molecule: messenger RNA, 1170 nt
Organism: Saitoella complicata NRRL Y-17804
Lineage: Eukaryota; Fungi; Ascomycota; Saitoellomycetes; Saitoellales; Saitoellaceae
Exons: 3
Coding region: 1-1170 (389 amino acids)
Source: RefSeq, a predicted model, not a curated record
AUGCUCCGUACCCGUCAUCCUGUCUUCAUCGUGGGUGCCAUCACCCUUCUCGGUUGGUUGGUGUUCCUAUAUCACGCCAUUCCAGAGCACGCCUUCAGUGCUUUGCAGAGUGUCGACACGUCAACUGCGGUGACUGAUGAUACCGCUGUGACCGACGAAACUGUCCACCUCCUCAUCCCGGCCACAGAACCCAACAAUCAAUUCUGCCGCGUCCUCUUCUCCGCCCUCAUCAACGACUACCCCUCUCCUUACCUCGUCAAUUAUGGCAAAAAGUACGACGACCCUGCGAUCGCUCGUGCACAGAAAAUCGCCGGCUUGAACGAGUACCUCCUCAAGUCAACCGUCAGCCGAAACGAUACCAUCAUCAUUGCCGAUGGCUUCGAUGUGUGGUUUCAGCUGCCACUGGAUGUCAUGGUCUCCCGAUAUCGGCUUGCUCAACAAAAUGAUACAUCCCGAACCAUUUUUGGUGCAGACAAGAAAUGUUGGCCGAAUGAUCCGAACUCGCCCGCGUGCACUCGCGCUCCACUGAGCUCCCUUCCAGAUGGAGUGUAUGGACCGGACACGGACCAACUGACCAUUUAUCGCGACCAGAAGGCAAAAUACGAUAACUUCCGCCCGCGCUGGUUGAAUUCUGGUACCGCCAUCGGUCCUGCUAGUUCACUGCAUGCUAUCUAUGAAGAAGCCUGGAGGAGGAUUGAAGAUAAGCAAAGCACCGUCAAGAGCGACCAGCGGAUCUUGGCCGACGUCUGGGAGACGACUCUGGGGUUUGCGCAAGCUGAUGUCGCUUGGAUCGUCAAUCCAGAUCCCGAGACCAGAGCAACAACUGCCAGUAACGAUGAUACGGGUCAAAUGAGGUUGGAACUGGCUUCUCUGGGUAUGGACAUGGAGGAGAGGAGAGAACGGAGUGUAUGGAAGGGAAGGCCGCUUGCUUGGAACAGGAUCAGCAACGCGAUACCCUCGGUGCUACACUUUAACGGAGAUAAAAAUUACAUGGAUAGAUGGUGGCAUAAGAUGUGGUGGAAUGCGAAGGGUGGGGAGAUUGCGAGGACCUUCUUGGAAAGACUGGAGAGUGGUGAUACUGAACUACUGGCAGAGAUGCGGGCGGGUGCUUGGACCGAGGAAGGAUGGGUUGACUGGAACGAGCUUUGCAGGAAUUUUUCCAUAUUAUAG